Molecule: messenger RNA, 2644 nt
Organism: Colossoma macropomum (tambaqui)
Lineage: Eukaryota; Metazoa; Chordata; Actinopteri; Characiformes; Serrasalmidae
Gene: hdac10
Product: histone deacetylase 10
Exons: 21
Coding region: 99-2132 (677 amino acids)
Biological process (GO): chromatin organization
Cellular component (GO): histone deacetylase complex
Molecular function (GO): histone deacetylase activity
Source: RefSeq, a predicted model, not a curated record
UCAUAACUGUACACACAGAAAGACAAGAUGGCAGCGCUCUGACGUGCGAGGAGGAUAUAUUUGAAUAUUAGAAAGAGACAUUUCUGGUCUCCGUCAUCAUGAGCGGUACUGCGUUCGUCUACGAUGAGGAGAUGACCCGCUACAAACUGCUCUGGACCGAUCCCGCCUGUGAGAUAGAGACGCCGGAGCGGCUGACAGUGAGUUAUGAAGCUGUGAAGAGUGCAGGUCUGGAGCAGCGCUGUGAGCCGCUGUCUGUCCGCCAGGCCACUGAGGAGGAGAUUCUGCUGGUUCACAGCAAAGAAUAUCUUGAAGCAGUGAAACAGACCCCUUACUUGAGCUUGGAAGAUCUGAUGACCUUCACUCAGCAAUAUGGAGACGUCUACUUCCAUCCUAAUAUCUACCAUUGUGCUAAGUUGGCUAUUGGGGCCACACUACAACUAGUGGACAGUGUAAUGACGGGGAAAGUGAGAAAUGGGAUGGCCCUUGUAAGGCCCCCUGGUCAUCACAGCCAACGGAGUGCAGCCAAUGGAUUCUGUGUGUUCAACAAUGUGGCCAUUGCAGCUCUCUAUGCCAAAAAGCACUACAACCUCAACAGGGUGUUGAUCGUGGAUUGGGAUGUUCAUCAUGGGCAGGGAGUUCAGUACUGCUUUGAAGAAGACCCCAGUGUGCUGUAUUUCUCAUGGCAUCGCUAUGAGCACCAGCGUUUCUGGCCCAACCUUGCCGAGUCUGACUACGAUAGUGUGGGUAAGGGAAAAGGAACCGGCUUCAACAUCAACGUGCCCUGGAACAAGGUCGGGAUGACCAACAGUGACUACCUCUCUGUUUUCUUCCAUGUUCUCUUACCUGUUGCAUAUGAGUUUGAUCCUGAGCUGGUGCUGGUCUGUGCAGGGUUUGAUUCUGGAAUAGGAGAUCCAGAGGGUCACAUGUGUGCCACUCCAGAGAUUUUUGGCCACCUUACACACCUUCUGAUGUCUCUGGCCAAUGGCAGGCUGUGUGUUGUCCUAGAGGGUGGGUAUAACUUGACUUCGCUUGCCCAGUCAGUUUGCCAGACAUUGCAGACCCUGCUCGGAGACCCAACAUCCUUAUUGACUGGUAUUGGCUCCCCAUGUCACAGUGCUCUGGAGUCUGUUCAGAAUGUUCGAGCUGUUCACCAGAAGUACUGGGGCUGUUUCGAACAUACAGCUAAAUCUACAGUCUCAGAGCCAAGCACCAAGCGCUGCAGAGUGGAAGAAGGAGAUGGAGAGAAGAAAGAGGAGGACAAAACAGAGGAGAAGACUGAGGAUAUUAAGUGGCCUGAACCCUUACCGCGCCCUGCACCUCCUGUACACACAGUUGUGGUGAUCACCACAGAACUUGAUGGCUCAUUGCCAGAGGGCUGUCAGUACCUGGGUGAAAUAGCACAGACCUAUAUUGAGGAGGCAGAAAGACUCAGGAAAGAACAUUUUGAAGACAUGACUCACGAGAAGUCAUUAGAGUGCCUCCAGAAUGUUGUUUCAGUUUUGGAGAAAAUCAAGAGCAAAGGGGUGCGUAAUGGCUUGGUGGUGGUGCCUGAUGUGUGUGUAUCUGUGAGCUGUGCUGUACAGCAUGCCUUAAAGUCCCUCUGUGAUCGGGUCUUGGUGGUAUUUGUGGGGGACGAUGAUGUUACAGUGGACAUUAGCAGUGGGAGAGUGCUUUUGGUGCAGUUCUGUAGUAAGGAGCCUGAAGGGGUGACGUCUCACUACCACGUGCCUGUGUGUCUGAGAAAGGGUGGGCGCUGCAGGGCGAGUGUGAUGCAGGCCAUGCUGGGUCUGCUCCUGCCUCUGGCGUAUGAGUUUGGUCCUGGCCUGGUGCUGGAGGUCCUGGCGGGCAGUGCUGGGUUGGAGGUGUCAGUCUGGGCCCAGAUCAGCAGCCUGCUGCAGGGAUUGGCACAGGGCAGGACGUUGACCCUACUUCAGCAGGGCUGUGAUGGAGACAUGGUGAGAGCUACAUGUGCUUCUCUUUCUGGGUCUCCUGCUCCUUCUCUCAGUCCUCUGGGUCUUCCAUUAGCUGAGGAUGUGGAGGCUAUAGAGUCACAGAGACUGAGACUGCAGGGCCGAUGGGGUCUACUGUUAAACACAAUUUCAGAAAGCAGAACAGAGAGUCAAGAUGGAUGAACACACUCAUACCUCCCUUAGGUCACACCCAGAUUACAAGACUACAAUAACUAUACUGUUAUAUUUUUAUACAGUCAGUUUUCUAUACAAUUAAAGGGUCAUUCUUAGUUACUGUCAGCUAGUUGUCUUUGGUGGAAUGUGUAUCUGUGACCUGAAUUUAGUGAUUACUGAAGUGCUGUGCUGUUACAGCACCCAGUCAAAUCAGCAACGCAUUUCUAGAUUUGACUUGGGGGUGAGCCUCUCCCAGUGUAGUCAGUUCAUCAACAUUAUGAAACACUUCCUGAUUUACAGAAAAAUGGUUAUCAGGGAACAUUGAUGUAGUCUUCCUUUUUAAAUGGUCCUUCAUUCCAAUAAAAAUCAUCUACUGCUUCAUUCCAUUUUCAUCAAAUAGCUGUUCAUUUCUGAUGACUUUCUUUUUGCAUUUACUUCUUUUCCAAGUGUUGUAAUAUUUUGACAUUUUGGUGUUUUUGUACUGGAAUAGAGGGACAAUUCAGUAAACCGAAGUGACAAAA